Trifolium pratense (red clover) is the source of this 1616-nucleotide messenger RNA. Its product is annotated as ribosome biogenesis protein WDR12 homolog. The record is from RefSeq and is a predicted model, not a curated record. The transcript has 13 exons. NCBI's taxonomy places the organism in Eukaryota, Viridiplantae, Streptophyta, Magnoliopsida, Fabales, Fabaceae. Bases 110 to 1423 code for a protein of 437 amino acids. Gene Ontology annotation, biological process: ribosome biogenesis. Gene Ontology annotation, cellular component: preribosome, large subunit precursor. Gene Ontology annotation, molecular function: protein binding.
AAAAAAAAAGAAUAUUUACCCGUUAUUUGCAUAUCCUGUCCACUACCUCUGCCACUGCCAAGCCUAAAACCCAUUACACACCCAAACCCCCAAAACAGAGCAGAGAAAGAUGAACACCGCCGAAGAAAAUGGCAAAACCAGCACAAGAAUAAUCCAAGUCCGUUUCAUAACUAACUUACCCGAACCAUUCAAACUUUCAAACCCACCAACUAUCUCCAUUCCUUCCGAUCUCACCAGAUUCGGCCUCUCAUCUAUUGUUAACGGCCUUCUCAAAUCCAACGAUGAAGAUUAUGAAACCGAAGCUUUUGAUUUUUUGAUUGAUGGCGAGUUUGUUCGUAUGUCGCUUGAGCAGUUUCUUCUCGCGAAGGGAAUCUCCGCGGAAAGGAUAUUGGAAAUUGAGUACACAAGGGCUGUAGCCCCACGAAAGGAAGAAGACCCUUCUUUACAUGAUGACUGGGUCAGUGCUGUUGAUGGUUCUUCUUCUCGGUUUAUUUUGACAGGAUGUUAUGAUGGUUUUGGAAGGGUCUGGAAAGGUCCCGGAUUAUGUACACAUAUAUUGGAGGGACAUAGCGACGGUGUAACUGCUGUUAGUGUUUUUAAUCCGGAAGGUGUGGAAACUGUAACUUUAGCAACUGCUUCUAAAGACCGGACACUAAGGCUAUGGAAGAUCAAUACCGAGGAGGAGGCUACCGACCAUCCUUUGAGGGUUAGAGCUUACAAAAUCUUGCGUGGUCACAAGUCUUCUGUACAAAGUGUUGCAGCACAGACUAAUGGAGAAAUGGUUUGUUCCGGUUCUUGGGAUUGCACCAUCAACCUUUGGCGAAUCAAUGACACUAAUGCAGAAAAUGAUUUUGUGUCUAAGAAGAGAAAAGUUGAAGGUCAAGUUGAGGACUCUCAAUUGGAGGGAGAAGCUUUUACAACCCUUGUUGGCCAUACACAGUGUGUGUCUUCUGUGAUUUGGCCACAAAGAGGGUCAAUCUAUUCUGCAUCUUGGGAUCAUUCUAUUAGGAAAUGGGAUGUUGAGAAAGGAAAAAAUGUGUCAGACAUAUUUUGCGGGAAGGCUCUUAACUGCCUUGACAUCGGAGGGGAUGGUUCUGCAUUGAUAGCUGCCGGUGGUUCUGACAAUGUCGUUAGGAUUUGGGAUCCUCGUAAGCCAGGCACUUCUGCUCCUGUUCUUCAGUUUGCUUCUCACACUUCUUGGGUAUCAAGCUGCAAAUGGCAUGAUAAUUCUCCGUUUCAUUUACUGUCUGCAUCUUAUGAUGGGAAAGUUAUGUUAUGGGAUCUGAGAACUGCGUGGUCUCUUUCAGUCAUUGAAUCACACAGUGACAAGGUAUUGUGUGCUGACUGGUGGAAAGGUGAUAGUGUUAUCAGUGGUGGAGCAGAUUCAAAACUUUGCAUUUCUUCAAAUAUUCCGGUGCAGUGACGUAAACUUUGAUCUCUCAUACAUGGAACUGUUUGAGUUUGAAGCCAAUUUUGUGAGGCAGAACUACUGCUAGUGUUUUAUCCUAUAUAACACAUACACUUCAUAUUGAGGGCGUGUUCAGCGUAAGACAUGUGAUCAAUUGUAAACAACAUUCUUACUUUGUCACGUCAAAAAUAGAAGUCCGUGUUUCUAC